This is a messenger RNA of Callorhinchus milii (elephant shark), 3349 nucleotides long. RefSeq names its product proline-rich nuclear receptor coactivator 1 (gene pnrc1). Gene Ontology annotation, biological process: nuclear-transcribed mRNA catabolic process, nonsense-mediated decay. The record is from RefSeq and is a predicted model, not a curated record. Gene Ontology annotation, cellular component: P-body; nucleus. The transcript is spliced from 2 exons. Lineage: Eukaryota; Metazoa; Chordata; Chondrichthyes; Chimaeriformes; Callorhinchidae. The coding region runs from base 562 to 1335 and encodes 257 amino acids.
GGGGAGGGAGGCAGUUGAAGUGCGUCAGUGACAGUUGGUUUUCAGUGACCGCCCGGGGUAUAUGUAUGUAUGAAGCCGAGGCGGCGCAAGCGGUCAGUGCAACCACAGUCCCACUAUCCGGCUGUUCAUUUUUUUUUAGAAAGUUUCUUCUUCGUUUACCCGAGAAAGACAAUAAUCGUCAAUAAGAGGGCCCGGCGGGGUUUGAGGGCCGGGGUGCGAGUGACAGAACAAUCACAGGAAGUUAGGCUCAGGUCGGGCCGCCACCGCCGCCGUCUUCGGCGUUCAAUACCCAGUGCGUGUGUGAGGGAGUAGAGCAGCGGAGUGACCGGGGUUUGUUUCAUGGACUUGUUGGCAAAGUCUCUGCUGGUAUAAACAAGCCAGAGAAACGGGAGGUGCUGUGAGGGGAGCAGCCCGUGUGCACUCGCUGAUCACCUCUCUCUCGCUGCUGUGAUCUCUCACCCCCUCCUCCCACCUUAUCACCGGACUUUCUUUCUCCCCCCCCCCCCCCCGCCCCACUCCUACCCGUUUCCAGCGGUAACCCAAGAGCGGAAAGGCAUCGAAAUGCACCCGCUGCCUCCGCCCCGUCCUCCCCAGGUCCCGCUUGCCAGCGCGUGCGGCGGUAAGAGGACGGGCGACGGCACCGCUCACGCCAGGCCCGCGGUGAGCCGCGGCUGGAAGAUCCGCUCGUCGCCCUGCGCCACGCUGCUCCAGCGGCACCAGCAGCAGCACCGACCGCAGCACCAGGCGAGGAAGCCGCAGCCGGCCCCGGACCCUCAGAGCGGAGCCGGCAGCCUGGAGACGGGAGAAGCUCCAACAACCGCAGCAGCGACCGCCAUCUUCACACCCGGCGAGGAGAGCAAGGUGAUCAAAUCGAAAUCGAAGAUGGGAAAAUCAGAUAAAGUAAUUGUUCCACAUUCCCAAAUUGUGUACAAUGUAAAUAAAUCUGAAGAGCUCAGCCAAUCUUUAAGUAGCACCAAACCAAGAAACAAGCGCAACGCACCAUUACUCAGAGCCUCAAAGAGAAGUGAAAAUAGCCCUGGCCAGAACACCGCUUGUCUUGAACGUCGCAACAUACUCAGAAAAGAGGGGAAGAAAAACAUUAAUCCUAGAAACAAUUGCAAAACAAGUGUGAAGUUACAGGAAGCCAAUUUGAAUUCUGUAUUGAGCCCUGAAGGAGAUCAGCAUUAUGCUGGGCCAAAGUUCAGCGAGCCACCUUCCCCUAGUGUCCUACCUAAACCACCCAGUCAUUGGGUGGGGCCCCAUACUCAAUAUCCUGACGAAAGUAAGGAAAUAAUGACUGUUCACUUGAAGACUUUACUAAGAGUUAAUGCAUAAUUCAAGAACGAUUCAGUUUAGUGAAAAACCUUAUAUGGCUCAGUUCAGUUGAGGCGGUAACUAAGAACGUUUCAUUUGAGAUUCAGCAGGUUGCAGCGGAAGGUCCUGAACUUUAGACUGUUGUAAGUUUCUCAUUUCAGCUUUUUAAAAAAGCAUUGUACAGAUGGUGCUAGUAAUGAAGUGGGAUUGUGUAUAUAACUGCAAACCAUGUAAUUAUUUGUAUAGUUUUUCAUGUUCAGAGAGGGGAAUUAUAGUUUGUCAUAUGAAAGAAUUUAUGCAUUAUGCUACACCAGUUGAUGAGCACAGUUAAUGUUUUUAUUUUUGUUUAUAAAAUGGGAAAGACAAAAAAGGAAGAGAUGAAGCGUCCAUUUGCAGAGGCUACAAUCCUUUGUAAAACCUUAGCAGUUUGCAAUCUGAAGGGGAAAAUCCCUGGUCUGAGAAACUAAGUACUGUCUUUAUCUGUAUUGUUGUAGAUAAAUAUCAACAAGAUGCAAUUUGCACUCUUCAGUAUUCAAUAUGUGAGUGAUCACCAAUAGUAAUUCCCCUAACUGCUGUGUUGAAGGUAAAAACAAAUUAAUUUGACCUAAAUUCCUAAAUCAGAGUUAACUGAAGUUAUAAUGUAAAUUGUUGGAAACUCCUGAAAUUUUAAAAAGAAGCUAAUCUGUAUAUGUACCUUCUAAAUUUGAAACUUCUAAUUGAAUAUUCUAAAUUAAUUAAAUUAAACUGCUAUCUGGGAAAUGGCAAGUCAUAUCUUCUAAAAACCCAACUGACUUGUUUCAAUUUGCUACAGUAGUACUUCAGUAAGCAAGAAGUAGAUUCUGUAGGUAUGUGUAAAUUGUGGGAAGUACUUGUGCCAGCAGUCCUUUUGUGGUUGAAUCUGUAGACUUAAGAGGAAAGGUACUCGCACAGGCUGCUAGUUAACAAGUAAUUUAAACCCCAAUUCCCAUGACUGAAAGCUUCAUAAUGGACCAAAACAUGCAAACAGAAAUGGAGUGGAACCUCUUGUCACUCACUGUAAAGUUACCUAUUCUCUCUGGUUUUAAAAUACUGUAUUGUUGACUAAUUUCUGAGGAGGAAUCACAUUGCACAAACUUUAAAUAUAAUCACAGAAAAAAAUGUCAACUUGCACUUCUAAAGUUAAGGCAGCUAGCUAGUAUGUUUAGUUUUGUAAGGUUACUUUAUACCGACAUUUGUUUAAAUAUAAUUUUGUCUUCCUGAAAACUUAAAUCUGGUCUAAAUACCAUAAAAUGUAAAUGGUUAUCAAUACAAGUUAAUCUGGCUAUAUAUUGGCUUUCAAGUGCCUAUGCUGCAGUUGCUCUGCAGACUUAUGUGGUGUACAGUGUAAAUUUAUAUUGAAAGGUGAUGUGACUAAGCAUGCAUUUGCAAGCUGUCCAUUAGCUAUGUAUGGUGAUUGUAAACCUAUACAUGCAUUUCUUCUACACAGCCCUUCCUAUUCCCUCAAAAGUAACUAAAUGGCAAAGAUGAAACAAAUUGUUUACAUUAAACAUUUGAUUGGCAAAGAGUAUUUUGAAGGGUGAGAAUCAAUUGAUUAUACAUAUUGCUACAUUUAGUCCUAUGUUUGCUGUGUGGAUAACACCUAUGGCACUUAAAUCCUUUGUCACUUGUUUAUCUGUUGCAGACCGAAUUGCAAAUGCAGAGUCUUGCACUUAAAAGGCUCCUGUGACUUAAAGGCUCCUUAUACAAGUUCAAUAUUACCCUGGAAACGUAAUGUAUAAACUUACAAGCUAAAAAAAAAGGAAGUAAUUUUUUUAAUCCCCAUUUAAGUUAGCAGUUAUUUACCAAUGGCUAUUUUUAAGAUACCAUUACCUACUUACUAAUUGACCAGAUUUCUGUAUGUUAACAUGUAAAACUGAAAAAUCCCAGAAAUGCCGACUUGCAUUCCUAAAGUGAAGAUGUUUUGUUGCAACAUUUUAUUUGUAAGGUUCCUUUGCUAUACGAUUCCUACCAAUUGGCAGUUUUUCAAAAGCAAAUAAAAUAUAAUUGGCGUCCCUGA